ACACAGUUUACAUAUAAUACCGCGGUUUGUGAUAGUUGUCGAACCUAAACAGUGACAAUGUAGCUUGCGUGUGUGUGUGUGUUAUCCUGCAAAUUUUAUAACUUGCACAUGAUAUCAGAAAACCUUUGUAAUAAUGAAGAUGAGUUCUAAAGGGACAACAAAAAGACCAAACAACAUGACUCUUCAUAUGGAGUGUUAUUCGGAAGAUCUGUCACCAGUUCAAAUCGAUAGACGUAAUAAAGCAAAGCAAAAGAAGACGGAACUGAAAGAAGUAGUAGAAAACUGGAGGAGAAGUGAAGGGGAUUUAGUAACCCGUAUUAGCGACGACUGCUUCGUUUUGGAACGGCUAUGUACACCAUUACAACCCAAGUCACACGUGUCGAAACCUGUCGCGUCUGUGGAUGUAGCACCAUCCAUUAUAUCAGAGCAACCCAUCAUGCUGCAGCCACGGAAUGUAUCGUCGCUUGUGUCUCACCAGCCAGUUAUGUUACCUAAUCCAAUAAACAAACACCAAACAAGUGUUCGUGGCCAGACAACUAAUAGUGUCAUCACCCAACCUUGCGGUUUGCUAGUGAGAGACACAAGACGUACCCGAGUUAUGGGUGUGGUUAGUGGUUCUCAACCUACAUCAUUAGCUCCUCACAUGGUAACAACAGCACCAAGUAUGCCAAAGGCAGUACCACUCUCCUCUGUUGCAGUACCAAGCUUACAAGUUUCAUCUCCAAUGCAAGCUCCAGGAGUCAUAAUGAACAGAAACAUUUCACUACAGAGUAACAAUAUUUUACAAUCUCCAACAAUUCGUCCGGUGAAUACUGUUGGUAUUGUUCUACAAAGCACGAAUUCAGCACCAUCAAGAUACCCAGCACCUGUGCGUGUACCAUUAAGUGAAAAUGCUUCAGCAUCCAGGCCAGUCAACACGACUUCAGGAGGUAUAGUUACACAACAUACACCAUCCAUCCGUGUUGCACACUAUGGACCACGUCAAAGUCCUGUUAGGUCUCCACGUAUUCCACAAACAUCGCCUACACUCAGGAGCCGCAGUCAUGUUGCCUUAGUAAGAAAUGUUCGGCCGAUGAUGCCUGCACCUCGUGUUACAGUUCCUGCACGUUCGUUAAUGGUACAACCAGUAACUGUAGGAAGACCACCUGGUGUACCCGCUAAUAAAAAUCCCAGCAGACUUCCAAAUAACCCACAAGUCCCCCCACCUAAUAGUGCAAGCGGCGCUCCAGUGGUUGACCUUACAUGUGAUGACAGCCCAAGUGAGAUUCCUGCUGACACUCGUGAAAUAACUUUCAAUAAGUUAAUAGGGAAGACAUUCCCAUCACUUGUUGUGACAGCUCGUCCCAGCAUACGGGUAAAAGAAGUUACUGCAGUGCAGCUGUCUGAAGACCGUACUGAAUUAGACAAAAAAGUGAAGAAAGUGUUGAUGUUCACGCCAACAAAGUUUUCUGAAUGGAUGAUUCAGGAAGGGUUAGUUCGUAGUGAUCAAUACUGUCAAACACAUGUAACUCCAUAUGGUGAGAAAAUACCUUUAAAAUUGGGUAUAUACUCUGAUGUCAGUAAGUUUCCAUUCAGUGGUGGAUAUGUUUGGAUUAGUGACUGUUGCCCACAAAGAUUUGUUUCUGUUUUCAGUGGUUCAAUAUUUGAAGGAUCACCUCAUCCUCCCACUGUACUUGUUAAACUCAUAUAUCACUGGGUUGUACAGACAAGUAUUCAAAAUGUUAUUCAAUGGGUUAAAGUAGACAAUCUCUAUGUGAAGGGAUUUUACACACAUCUGAGAAGCAUUUGCACAGCUGCAGUGGCUGAGAAGUUUAGCAGAAUGGGUGGUCCAAACAAAAAGAUUGAAAUAGGAGUAGUAAGCCUGGGAAUAACAGCACAUGGUGGGAAGUCACGGAAUGUGAAAGUAGAAGUUCUGGGAAUUAUGGAUCCAGUUAAUAAAAUAGUGAGGUUACAAGCAGUAGAGCCCAUUAAAAUGGGUGAUCCUGAUUAUCAAUCUCGUUUUAUAAAACUUCUAAAUCCUGUUAAGGAAUGGGUUGAUAAAGACUCUAUAAUCUUAACAGAUUAUACUGUGGACAAACCCACUCUCCAAGCUAUAGGAUUCAAAACUAUUUACCAGGUACCUGCAGGCGAAGAACAAACAGCCCAGAAUAAAUACAGCAAUCAUAAUGUUAUGAAUUACUUGCGGAACAAUGUUCCAAAAAUGUUUCAAAAUACUCUCUCUCUCCUAAGCAGGCAGAUAAUCCAGCAGUUUUUGGAUGAGCUUGUUUGGCGUGAGCAGUGGGGAUAUACACCUUAUAAAGGUUUCCAUAAUAUGUUAACUCAUAUGGCGGAACAAGUGAAAUUGGAUUCCAAUGAAAGUUUGCUUACUCGUUUAUCAAAAAUUGCUUCAGAUCCAUUUAAAUGCUGGACAUACAGUGUCUUAAAAACCCCGCCCUUUACUCCAGCGGGAGUUCAGUUUCCAGCAAAAUUAAAAGACUCAGAAAUACAGCAGUCAGCUAGCCAGAUACCAGGUGAUGCCAGUACACCACCUGCUGUUAGUGGCAUUGAUCUGCUUCCUCAGAGCAUACGCGAGACUGGACCCACAGAUCCUGCAAAACCUCUGAAAAGUGUAAAGAAACGGUCAAGUGCAUCGGUUGAAUCUUCAGAUACAAAACGAAUAGCUAUUGACAGUGCUAGUCAGCCAGCCACACCCACUCUAAGUGCAAAGAAACGGCCAAAUACAUCAGUUGAAUCUUCAGAUUCAAAACGAAUAGCUGUUGACAGUGCAAGUCAGCCAGUUACACUCCCUCUGCCAGAAGAAAUGGUACAACUGGAAACAUUUUACUAUGGACAACUGCCAGGGGAAAAGCACAUACUUGAAAUGGAACAUAAAGAUACAGAUGGCAUUGUUUGUCAGUCAUGUUAUCAAACUUUUCCAAAUAAUACUGAAUUGUUGCAGCAUUUGAUUUGUCAUGCACAGCCAAAUGGCAAAGACCUGCCAGAAAUUAACAUUAAUUUACAAUGCAGGUACUGUUUGAAAUUCUUUGCAAGUCAGUAUGCUUUGCAAGUGCAUCUUGAAGAAAUUCAUUUUAAUAAUUCCACAAGUCUUGUCUGCCGUAUUUGUGAGAGAAAGUUUCGAACACGGGUUACAUUAAUAUCUCACAUGCACACAACACAUUUCCAAUUAGAAAUGCCAUAUGAAUGUGGUAUUUGCAAAUUUAGGUCAUCCUUACACAAAGAUGUUGUAAACCAUUUCCAUGAAACACACAUUAACACUAUGAAGCUGCAGUGUCCAUUCUGUCUAAAGGUGGUUGCACUUUCCAAGACAAAACAGAUACUUGCACAGAAUAUUUUCUUCUUCAUUAAUCAUCUGCAAAAGCACCAAAGAAAAUCUCUUUGUAUGAAAUGUAGUACAUGUGUAUUAUGGUUUGCACAUAAAGAUAUUCUUAAAGAGCAUCAAACAAGAGAUCACAGAAGUUUUUGUGGUAGACAGGAUGAAGUUAUUCCUUUUAUGAAUAUUACUGGUUUUGAUAUAAUGAUGCCAAAGCCUCCUCCUGCUGCUACAAAACCUUGUCAAAUGAUAUCUAUUUCCAAAAAUGUUUUUACUAGCUCUCCUAAUUCAAAAAGUUUGUAUACUUCUAAAUCUUUCACAGACCUGAAAAUUGUGUGUGUUGAUGAGGAUGCUUUGUGUAAUGAAUGUGAGGGGAGAGUACUAGAGGACAACCAUUUUGCAACUGAAAUAUCUUGUGCAUGUUGUUCGUAUGCGACUUGUUGUACAAAGGCAAUGAUGGACCAUGUGUUGAUAUUUCACCAAGACUCAAUAAAGAACAGGUCACAGUUCAACAUGGGCCGAGUAAGUAGAUUAGAAAAACCCAUGUACUGUGUGUGUGGGUUCACAUCCUCCAGUGGAAAUUGUUUAGCACGGCACUUAGCACUGUGUGAUGAGAAGACAGCGUACCCAGAGCCAUACUGCCCAAAAAUUGUUGAAUUGUCUUCUGCUUCUUUCCCUCCUCUUGUCACCCUUGAUGAUACAGAUAAUGUAAGUGAAGACCCAAGUGACCGUUGGCUUAAAGCAUUUGUGCCCCCAAGGAAAGAUGACAGUGACAAUUCAAGAAGUGCACCAGAUAAAAAAUUACUAGAACCACAAGAAAAGUUUACAGAACAUAGUGAGCCACCAAGUGUUCUCAACAUUUUAGGGCUGAUGCAGAAACCAUCCUCUGAUGUAACUGUUGUAAACAGCAGUGCACCGAAUUCCCCAAAGGUGGAUGACAAACAGUUUCCUGACCAAGAAGAGAGAGAAACAGAUCCUUCUUAAGACCGAUGGGAGUAUCUCAUAAAGAAGUUGCAUGAAGAAGGUAAAUUUCCUUAGAAAGUGAAGUAUGAUUCCAUAAUAAUAUAUGGACACACAAAAUUACUUACAACCUCAGCUAGAUAUAGUGGCAGGUACCAUGUGUGAUCUAAUUUCAUUUGUAUUGUAAUGAUGUGGUGUCACUGAAUUCAGCACAACAUAUGUUAUGUGAGUUCUGUGUUGGUGUUAAUUUUCAUUGUGAAUAGUUUUUGUAUGACUACAUACAUGUUCUACAGCACUUGAACCCUUUAAAAGUACCUCGCAUGACGUCAGUGGUGUUAUGUUGAUUGUCUUUGUAGCGACAGAGAGGUUUAUCACAUUAGUGGAUUAAAUUCAUUGCAGACUGAUGUUGCUCUGUGCAUAAUGUUAGUAAUGCUUAUAUACAUAUGUUCGAUGAGUGUAUUAGACUAAAUGAGGCAUCUUUUGAAAGUUUUUGUAUGGUGUCAUUCAUUUGCAAUUAUUUAAUAUGAAGAGAUAUUUGAAUCAGGCACAUUUAUAAUACAAAAGUUUAUUUUAGUUACAGUGCAGCUUUCUGCCAGAUAUUUGUCACUUUCAUGUUUGAGAACAUAAGGGGCAUUAUUUAUAUAUGUCAGUAUUAAUGUACAGAUAUUUUGUAUGAUAUGUCACUUUUUACAAUAAGAUAUUGGUAAAUAUUCUUAUACAGUGUUUGCAUUCAUUCAUGUUGUCACACAUCAUGUUCUGUUAAAUUAAUCAUGUGGGAGAUGCAACAAAUUUAAGCAGCUUCUUUAGAAUAUUUUCUGGUAACCGCUAACUAUUAUUAACGUUAGGUGACUUUUAUAUCAGUGUGUAUGAAGGACACAUUUUUGCCUGUAUUUACUUUAUAUGUGAUGCCAUAGACUGAAAAUAGAGAAGCUACAGCAUUUUGAAAGGAAGGUAUGGACUCAAUUUGCCGUUGAUGCCAGAGACGGAACACUACUCCCUUGUAGCAAGGAUGAUGAAAUAAUUGCCUAUAACAUUUGUGGAUGAACCAACCCAACAUUCAUCCCAGUGAUUUAGUGAAACCAGUGUAAUGCUAUCAUCAUCAUCAGUUAUUUUACAUGUAUAUCAUCAUCAUCAGUUAUUUUACAUGUACCCAAAAUUUGUUCCAGUGUGUUCUCGUUCUUUUCUUAUUUCACAGAAUGCAGCAAAGAAUAUCCAUGGGUAUCUGCCAUGCAUUUUCCUGGCUACACAUCUCAUCCAUUUCGUUUCAGUCACAAUAAUAUAUUUUAUCCCAGUCUGUUCCCCGGUUGUUUUGCUGCUUUGCUCGUGUUUUGUAUUAACUGUCAGUGUAUAUUUUUCUUAUAUGUGAAAACCUAAGUUUUAUCACUAGACACCUGUGUCUACCUGCCAUGAUCCGAAACUGAUAAUACAUGAAAUAUGCUUCCUAUUCAGAAACUCUGCUUGAUUAAAAUCUAUUUUUAUUUAUUUUUUGUGAAAAGUUUUGGUCGAUAUCUUGUACUUCAUAGAGAGAAAGUGGAGUGUCUAAAGUUUCUUAAUGCAUGGCAGGUUUAUUCCCUAUGAAAUAUAACAAUUACUUCCUCUGAAGAAAUUUUUAAAUAAUUUUGCAAGUGCCUUUUGGACUACUUUGCCUCUAAUUUUAACCAUUGCAAUUUAAACAUGCUUAUCUUCUGUGCCAUAGUUUGUUUAGUUUGGCGCAGUGUAUCAUUUCCCUAUACCUUUUCAAUAUUUGGACUGUUCUGUUAGUUUUCUUUUGUUUUGAUUUCUUUAUACCUGCAUCAUCUUUUGUUGUUUUCAUAAAUAUUUUUGUUAAAUAAUUGCUCUCUUUUGUCUAUAUGUAUAAGCUUAAUAUUUUAUACAUAAAUUACAGAGGGCAACAAUCAGUCGUCCUUUUUUUGCAGGUUUUAUUUGGCAAAUCCACAUUUCGGCUAGUGCCUAGCCAUUAUCAAUGCACUCUAGUCUAGAUGCAUGUCAGUUCCCCCGUUGUUUGGGAAUCAGUCACAGUUCUUUGAAUACUACUAUAUAAAAGCUUUUAUACAGUAGUAUUCAAAUAACUGUUACUUUUAUACAGUAGUAUUCAAAGAACUGUGACUGACGCCUGAACAACAGGGGGCUGACAUGCAUCGAGACUAGAAAAUAGGGCAUUGAUAAUGGCUAGGCAAAUAAAACCUACAAGAAAAGGAUGACUGAUUGCUGCACUCUAUAAUUUAUAAAUGACACCACAGUCGCUGACUGCACCCACUUUCCUAAUGGAAGGUAACCUGAUUAAUAUUUUAUGUUGCUGAACGUUUUACUUUAUGUGAUCCAAUACACUUCCCUAUUUUUGAACAAAUUCUUUUUAACUAUGUAUAUUUUUUCACAUCUUACAAGUGACUUAUCAUUUGCAGUUUGAAUUGGUUUAGAAUUGUCAUAUCCGAAUAAUCUCUUUAUUGUUUGACAAAAUAUAAUCAGUUUCACAUUUGGUCCUUGGCAACUCUUUCCUAGAAGAACGCACCAGAGGCAAACGUGUUGUGUUGCUUUUAGUAACUUUUACUAUUUUGUUAUCUCAUCAAUGUUAUAUCAGGAUGGGAAUUAAAAUUCUAUUCAUACCUGUUACAUCUCUAGAGACAUAAUAAUUUUUUUUUGUGAAGUUUACUAUUCAGUUACAAAGAAAGUUGUCAUAAACCUGAAGGUUAAGGGGGACCACCUAUGGUUUAGUGUGGACUCCAAUUCAUGGUGAAAAAAAGCCCCAUUCACAGUAAGAAACAUUUCCAAAGGCAAAGACAUGAUAAGUGACACUUAAAAUGUGUAGGGUGACAGGAGAGGAAGGGUCCUUUUUCCAGGCCUUUAGCUUGGAGGUGUAGCAACCAAUAAGCUGCCAAACCAUACCUUUACUAUUAAUUACGUACUUGACAUUUCAUUGAAUAUGAUAAAUACUGCUUGUUAAAAGUUACAGCCAGUAUGAACUACAUAAAUGGAGUUUUAUUUAUAACUAACAUGAUUUCUUACAGUGCUUAUUGGAUUAUACAAAACCAGAUUCCAAAUAUUCAGUGAUAAUGCAGGAAUAUCUAUAUACUUACUUUAUUUUUCUGGAGGUUGCCAAUUUCUUGUGUAUAUCUGUGAAGAACUUGAAAAAAGACAUUUUAAUAGACUAAAGAAGUCCACUUUGUACCCAACAUACGUAUGCAGAGUAGAAUCUUAUUUAUGUAUGUUGUAGUGUAGUCAUAGUACAGUGAAGACAAAGAAAGUGUGUGAAAGGGGGCAGAUAAAGAUGGUAAAAAAUACAAGCUGAACACGACUUUGGAACAGCUCAUCAUAGUGAUAAUUUGGUUUUAAUUUUUUUCUAUUUGGUAUUUCCAGGACUAUGGCAGUUGUUAUUACUCUGCAAAAUCCUUAGCUGAAUAGUAUGAGAAGAGUUGCAGCUUUCUUCUUCCAGCAUACAUAUAUAACAUAGUAAAUCCCAUAAUAAGUGUCUGUGGAAGUAGCUUAGCACUAGUCAUAAAUUAUUGUUACUGAAGUAGCCCGGAGUAUUAGCGUCUGUCUUAUAAUGUGUAGCUUGACUUGUUCCACAUUCUUGAAGGCUCUCCAUCAUUAUGGAUUGACAGAACAUGAUGUGUGAUUGAAUUCUAAAUGGCCACUUUGUUAAAGAAAAUGAAAUCUGGUAAAUAGUUGAAGUAAAUAUCCCUUUAUUGGUAAAAUACUGAAAAAUAAUCCGUAUUUGAACACCAGUAACAUUAGGUUCACAGGAACUGCCAAAGAGUCAACAGUGUAGCAGGGACUACUAUAUCUACAAAAAUUAUUAACAUAUUAUCCAACUGUGUGGCAAAUCUGUACAUGGCACUAAGAGCAGAUUUUUUUUGAGACCCUGAGUUUCCAAGGAGCUGUAUGGCUAAUGAUUCAUUGAGAUAUAGAAACAGCAAUUUGAUUAUUCCUUUUAUGUAUAGCAAUUACCCAUUCCCUUUGCAAAAUCUGCUGAGUUUUAUGAUGUUCUGACACACUAUAGAAUUAUCAUAUGACCCCUUUUUUUCAUUUCUGAUUGUAAUAAUAUAGUAUCACACAGUAGCUCAGUAAAGGGCAUUUUUGGAAAAAAAGCGAGUUUGUAAUAUUUGUGUAGAUAUGAAAUAAAAAGAAGAUAAUAUUGUAAAACUUAAUACCUGUGUAUAGCAUACUCUGCUCGUAAAGUAAAGAAA
This is a messenger RNA of Schistocerca cancellata (South American locust), 8454 nucleotides long. RefSeq lists its product as uncharacterized. Gene Ontology annotation, biological process: regulation of transcription by RNA polymerase II. Bases 134 to 4294 code for a protein of 1386 amino acids. The transcript has a single exon. Gene Ontology annotation, cellular component: nucleus. NCBI's taxonomy places the organism in Eukaryota, Metazoa, Arthropoda, Insecta, Orthoptera, Acrididae. Gene Ontology annotation, molecular function: DNA-binding transcription factor activity, RNA polymerase II-specific; sequence-specific DNA binding. The record is from RefSeq and is a predicted model, not a curated record.